Cuscuta europaea is the source of this 2210-nucleotide messenger RNA. NCBI's taxonomy places the organism in Eukaryota, Viridiplantae, Streptophyta, Magnoliopsida, Solanales, Convolvulaceae. The record is from the annotation of a GenBank genome assembly.
AUGUAUAUAUAUCCAGAAAAUAGCAUUGUACAAUGCAUCACAAAAAAAAAAUCAGAAAACUAUCUAAGUCAGCAUGCUAACCUAAAAUAGUAUCUACCGUAUCUGCCUCCCUCCCCCCACCCCCACCCUGCGGUAGGGGUAGGGAGAGAGGAAAAAAAUUUCAGAAGCCCGAAGGGCAUCACAAAAACACAAUCCAAGAAUGGCACGGGACAGGCCCCGGCUCAUUCAUCAAAAGUCUACAAAAGAAAAUCCCAGUAGUCCAGGCCGAAUUAAAACUCUACCCUGCAUCGAACAUCACAAUUAGUAACCAUGGGCCGCAGGCCUAAAAAGGCCCGCCCCAGUUUGGUAUCCCAGCUGCACUGAAGUCCUCUAGCAGUCCAGCAUCACCAGCAUCACACGCAUGGGCCGAAAAUCCAAUCCAGGCGAUGGCCCACCCGCAAAUCAGCCCACAGCAGCAUCCCAAGGCUCCAUCCGCUUAGCUCUAGGGUUACCAGCGGUCAGCCUAGAAUCCAAACAUCCUCCAUCGCUUCACGCAGCGCCGCAUCUGUACGAGUGCCAAUUUGAAUUUUGAAAUGAACUGCUACAGUAGCCGACAGGCUGGCGAGGCAGGCGGUCCAAUCAGCUUUCGUCAGAAGACGUCGUUGACUUCCCGGUCUCCUUCACCGGCAAAGCACCGGCCGGUCAAAGAUAGCAGAAGAUACCCAGAAUCGUCACGCUCGCUCGUGACCACCAUCUUCCCUCCCCCCACCCCACCAGGUUCCGGCGACAUCCCGGCGGUCAGGCAGAAGAGUAAAAGUGUACGUAACAUGCCGGAAAGUAGCGUCUGGCGGUUCCAACCCCAGCACGCCGGAGGUUAUCCCCGGCGAAUCCCAGAGCGCUUUCAAACUUAGAGCCACGAAAAAUAUUUCCCUACCACGAGAAUCAACUCCGGUGGCCUGUAAUCGCAUCAGACCCCCCGUAUUUUAUCUCCGGCAACCUGUCACCCAAACCACACCCCAGACCCCCACCUGGCCCCGGCAACGACCAGGCUUUCCGGUGGCCGGAGAACGGAGAAAGAACAAUAGAAACAACCGGAAAGUAACCAAGCCCAACUGGAAAUCCCCCCUUCACCCCCACCCCCGUUUGGCCCCGGCAACCCCAAACGGCAUUGGUAGGAAGCGUCAAAGGGCAGUAGGACAGUAGCCGGACACUCGUAGCAAACAGGCGGUUCCAACCCCAGAUUCCGGUGGUCUUCUCCGGCGACACCUGUAAACUUUCAGACCAAAACCCAUCCAAAUAGUCCCAAAUCGAAGCAAACAUCACAGAGGACCCUGUAGUCGCCACAGCCCCGCCAUUUGUCAACUCCGGUCAAACCUCAACCAAAUCAACAGGAUAAACAAGCGUCCACAUUAGAAAAAAGCAAAAACCUCCGAACCGUCAAGCCGGAAUCCAUGGCGUAGCUUCCACCUCCAUUUCCAGCGAACCUUCCGGCGACCCAAACAAGAAUUUUACCUCCGGUAAGAAUCUCCCAUAAGAAACGUAACCAGACCAUCAUCCUCCCCAACCUCGUCACUGUACAUGCCACCCCACACGCAGUGACCCCGGCCGGCCAGAUCAACAGCGAUGACCAGUACGUCCAGGAACUCCAUCCCCAAGAUUCAACCUGUUCAAGCACCAUCAGAACCCACCAGUAACAAAUCGCAUCAGCCCCGUCAUGGAAUAACCCAGCUCAAAACCAACCUUCUUCUCCAUAAAUUCUGACCAGAAAAACUCCUGCGAAUCUGCCAUCGACCUUCAACCACGAACCUAGAACCUCACCUUCCAGGAGUUCCAUUUCGCACCAGACCAGUAGCCAUCACCUUUACGUCACCAACUCAAAACCUCCCUGGAUCAAGGCCGCCAUCAGUGAUGACCAUGAAUCCAGCACGGCUGGACUUCCUUUCAGCAACGAACGAAGCUCAGCUUCCAGAAUCAAGCAAUAUCACUCCAUAAAAGACCAAUUUCCAAACACCAAGUAACCAAGAACAUCCCACCUAAGUGGGAAAUUUUCCAAAAAAUUCGUAUUGAACAUCAACAAAACCAGCCCACCGGAGCCAAGAGGGCCCCAACGGCGGCGACCACCGUGAGUGGCGGCGCCGGGAGGAGGGGGAAGAGAGAGCAACCUAGGAUCGAAUUCCUAGUGAGAGAAGCUCUCAACUCUCUCUAGGACCCCCAGAUCUUACCGAGUUCAG